Oreochromis aureus is the source of this 5213-nucleotide messenger RNA. RefSeq names its product RAB11 family interacting protein 3 (class II). The transcript has 11 exons. Bases 100 to 1542 code for a protein of 480 amino acids. The record is from RefSeq and is a predicted model, not a curated record. Lineage: Eukaryota; Metazoa; Chordata; Actinopteri; Cichliformes; Cichlidae. Gene Ontology annotation, cellular component: endocytic vesicle; midbody; cleavage furrow. Gene Ontology annotation, biological process: endocytic recycling; regulation of cytokinesis.
ACUCUCUCUGAGAGUGAAGGUGAGGAAGGAAUAGUAGGAGUUAUUAGCGGGCUCUUAUGGCAGGCCAGCUUUUCCGUGAGUGAGCCUGGGCAGGAAAAAAUGGUUUUUGGCAUGGUGGAUACCCCUCAGGGUCCCUCAUCUUCUGACACUCCAUGUAGACUGCAAAAUGAGGUGACAGACAGUGCAUACCUGGGCUCCGAGAGCACUUACAGUGAGUGUGAGACCUUCACUGAUGAGGACACGGGGGCCCUCGUACCUCCUGAGAUGCACGAGGAUGUGGAGACGGACAGCGGCAUCGAGGCCACGCUACACGACCCUGAAGAUGGCAGCAACAGGUUUUCCCUGAACUCAGAGCUCCAUAACCACUCCCUGGUGACGGUCAUCGGUGGAGAGGAGGAGCACUUUGAGGACUUUGGGGAAAGUAACACUUCAGAGUUGCUGCUGGAGAGCACCACAGAAGGGCCCGAGGGAGAGGGUGACUCCCAUAUCACACAGACCCCUGAGCAAGUCAAUGGCUCAGCAUUGCGCUCCCCCAGUGCUGGCAAGCGGCUAUCCAGCAAGAAAGUGGCGAGACACCUCCUGCAGAACAGCUCGAUGACUCUGGACACCAUGAGCGACUUGACGCGGGACAUCCUGGAGCUGGCUGACAACGACAUCACAGACAAGGUGCUCCUCCUUGAGCGCCGAGUGGCAGAGCUGGAGAAGGAGUCCGAGGCUUCAGGGGAGCAGCACACACGCUUGCGCCAGGAGAACCUUCAGCUGGUGCACCGGGCCAAUGCCUUUGAGGAGCAGCUGAAGGAGCAGGAGCUCCAAGCUGACGAGGAACUGCAGCAGGAAACCCGGCGUCACAAGGAGGCCCUCGGCAAGCUGGAGAGAGAGAGAGGGUUGGAGAUCGAAAACAUGCAGGCGAGGCUGCAGCAGCUGGACGAGGAGAACAGUGAGCUGAGGUCCUGCGUUCCUUGUCUUCGAGCAAACAUCGAGAGACUAGAGGAGGAGAAGCGGAAGCUGCAAGAUGAGGCUGAAGCCAUGGCCGACAGGCUGAUAGAGGAGACAGAGUCUCGCAGGAAGAUGGCCGACAAGCUGAGCCAUGAGCGCCACCAGAACCAGAAGGAGAAGGAGUCCACGCAGGAGCUGAUUGAAGAUCUGCGAAAGCAGCUUGAGCACCUACAGCUUUACAAAUUGGAGGCUGAGGCAAAGAGAGGACGUUCACCUGGAGCAGGGCUGCAGGAGUACCAGACCCGCACCCGUGAAGCCGAGCUGGAGCAGGAGAUAAAACGACUCAAACAGGACAACCGUACUCUUAAGGAGCAGAAUGACGAAUUAAACGGCCAGAUUAUCAACCUGAGCAUCCAAGGAGCAAAGAAUUUGAUGUCUGCAUCCUUCUCUGACUCCCUGGCUGCAGAGAUCAACUCUGUGUCUCGCACAGAGCUGAUGGAGGCCAUUCACAAGCAGGAGGAGAUCAACUACAGGCUCCAGGACUAUAUCGACAAAAUCAUCGUGGCCAUCAUGGAGUCCAACCCCUCCAUCCUCGAGGUCAAAUAAACAGUCAGAGGGACUCUACGGACUGCAAUUAAGAAAAUUGGAGAUAUUUCUAAUAGAGGAUAUAAAAAUAUUCUGGAAGGAGAAAAUAAACAGUAACGCCCAACUCCCCCAAUCGGAGAAGAUUUGACAAACAGUUCAUGGCUGUCGUUGACAAAUAAGCUAGUUUUUUUUUGGUUGAAUACCCCUCGAGUCUGUGCUUUUUGUGAGCGUCUGUGUCGGCCUUCCUGACAACACUUGGGUUCUGAUGACGUCCAUGUUCGUGGCUAGAGGGACCCAAGAUUCCCCGUUUGAGUGAAUGAAAGCCUAAAUGUGUGUGAGAGGGAAAUAUCCUACAAAGUAGAAACCCCUUUUCCAGACGAUGCUAGAGCUAAAACCUGAUCAGUUAUACCUAAAGGCCUUAAAUAAAAGGUGAUCAAAGUCUUCAUUAGUUAUGCCACACAUGCCUCAGUUCAGUCGGCGAAGGCUUGCUGGGAUGGUGGCAGUAUGAUGGCUCAGAUCAUCUGAGCCGCGCUGAAUCGUGUUUUUAAACAAAAGCCGUAUGAAGCGCCGCUCAGGAGCCGAGUAGAAUCUGUCCUUAACAUUUUAAAAGUUUGCAGUGCUUCGUAGCCCCGCGCGCUUCUCUCCUUUAACAGAGUUCAGCCGUCUUUUCCAGGGAACUUCUGCUGGGUCGCAGACAAGGAAUGCCUCAAGGGGGGUUGUGUGUGUGUGUGUGUGUGUGUGUGUGUGUGUGUUUGAUGUGUUCAACAUUCCCCUUUUUUGCUCUGGUUUUGGAAGAAGCUUGGCAACACUAGGAGUGGAAAAACAUUCUUGAAACCUUUAAGUGAAGGAUCUGUGUGCUUUAUAAGUUGCUUAAUCAUUUAUUUUUACAAUGAAACAGGGUCCUGCAGGUCUUCAGGUGGGCUGGAAAGACUACGUUUCCCAUCACUCCCUGGCACAAACAUUUAGAUAUCUCCCAUUUAUUGCACAAAGUAUAGGCUGGGUAUACUGACUUUAACUCUCCAGACACUUGAACUGAACUUGAAGGGAAGCUGGCGAGUGAUGGUGGAAACUGUAGUUUGGCUUCGGUGAAGUCCAGCCCACCUGAUCUCUGCGUUCUCUUGCUGAGUGAAAGUGACAGGGAAGCUUAUCAGUUUUUGUUUUUCCUUCACGAGCGAUCUGUUGUCAGUGGAAAUGUCGUUGUGACUGAAACGCUGACAAAUGACAACUGAGAAGAAUCCAGACUUUUGCACUACAUUUUGAUUUAAAUAUUGUUUUUGUUGAUGGAAUAGAAAAAAAUGUUUAUUGUAAAGGGAUGAAAUCAUAAAUGAAGAUUGUCAAGUGUGGGAUUUGUUCCUGAAGGAAUCCCACUCAUGCUGUAUUGGGGGAGGGUGUUACAUUGCUCUAAUAUAAUUACAUUAAAUUGAGUUUAUUUAGGAAAAAAAUCCUGCAGCCAUGACUUCAGAUUAGUUUGUCAUUGAGAGCUCAGAUGAGCUUUCUGCUGACUGUCAGCCAGACCUAAUCUGCAUAUAACAUUGAGGAGAAGUGGCAGACCUUGGUAGCAAUAAUGCUGGCCCAUGAAGUGGACAUUGAUGGGUGGGUUGAAUGGACAGGAUAAAGAAAAGCUGCUCUCCAUUUCCUCUGCUUAAAAUGUUUCUCCUUAUUGCUGUAAAUGAGAAGGACGGCAAGAAGGAACAAGGACUGAUUCUGUGCUCAUCGGUACUCUGCAGCCAUCUUCAAACACGUGGACAUUAUUUUUUUUUUUUGUACCUCUGACCUGGAAAGUGGAUGUUUAUGUUGGAUUUACAUGCCAGGCAUCUUGUUGGACUCGUAUCAUGAAGACUGGGGGGAGGGGGUUAUUUUUGUCCAAACAGCAUGGCGUUCUGCACACACACAUGCUAAAACGCAUUCCUGUUUUUCACACGUUCACCUCUGAAGUCUAUCUCACCGCUCCUCUUCAUCACCUGCCACUCCAUGAAAAAUGGCCUUGGAUGUAAAUGACUUGUACAUGUAAAGUUUUUUCUACACUCAUUCUAGAUUCUAGGUAUUUUUAUAGUCAGGAGAAAAAAAUAAGAGCGUUUCUUUUUCUUGUCUUAUGCUGAGAGACAGCUGCCUGUACUCUUCUCUAGCAUGUAGCGUGUACAGUAUCGUUUGGGUUUCUCUUUUCUCUCAUUUUAAAUCACAUGCAGAUAUUUAUUGGACUUACACUCUGAUCUGUGAUCUGUUCUGCUGAAAAUAUAUUUGUACAUUUUUGAAUUCAUGAGGGGAGGUGAUUAAUUCACAGUGAAUAAAUCUGUGGGAGAAUUUACUGAAUUCAGAGAGAUUAAAGCAAAGUUCUAUGACGUUUGGGGCAGUCAGCAAACACACAAAACAAAGCUUGAAUGUGACCUGCUCAGUGCGGUGAUCUGUUGAGGUCUGGGCUCUCUUCCAUUGUGCUGAUGCUGCUCUGACCUCUUUGGGGUUGUGAUUUAGAUACGGCUGAGUCUGCAGUUUUCUACUGUCGUCUUCCCAGAUGGAGUCAGGUACUGCAUGGAAACACAGAUUUCUUAAUGUAUAUUUCACUUGUUUGACUUGUGUUCUCACUGAAGAAUCGUACGCUGAAACAUCGCUCGGCAGAGCUGUAGGUUGAGACCUCGACGUGACUCACAAAACCUCGUAUCCAGGCUCUCUGUUCAGCUUUCUGCCUUUUUUCUUUCUUUCUUUUUUUGUGGUGAUGGGAGUUUGUUUUUGUUUUGUUGUUUUUUUUUUUUUGUUUUUUGUUUUUUUUCCCCCCCGACAGAUUCUUUAUAAUACUGAACCAUUAUUAUGCUAUAAUGUAGAAACAGGACAACACCUGCGCACAGCGGGAUACACAACACUCGAUUGGUGUUUUGUCUUUCUGACAGACGGUUUGAUGACUGGCGACAGUUUGAUUAGUCGGUGAAGCCACAGAGCUGACAAAAUCUUUUCUUUCAGCAGAGCUGAAGGUGAUUGCACUUUAACCAGAUCUCUCUCUUCAUUUUACUCCUGCUUUUUAAAAAUGACCAAAGACCUAUUUAAACAUAGACGGAUCAAGUUAUCCAUCAGGAUUCACUUUUAUUAACACUUCUCCUGUUCUAGUAUAUGAUAAAAUCAAACUCUCGGCUUACUCUGAAAGGAAAGAAGAAGAAAUUGGCCUGCUAGUCUAAACACUGUGCCUCUGUCUCAAACUUUGCCUCUAAACUAACCUGAUCAUGAGCCCUGGGGAAAGCACUGACCACGUGACUGUCAGUUUGUUAAAUUAUAAUGAUGAAAUCUAAACUGUAAAUAUGAAUUGUCUUUUUUUUUUUCUCCUUUUUUUUGUGGAUUUCUUUUGUUUUUGUUUCUUUCAUCUCACGCUCACUUCCAGUGUCCAAAGAAAGUUUGCUCAAGGCACAAACGUCACUACUGGAGUAGUGCAUGGCUUACCAUUAUGUGACAUGGGAAGAUUAAAAGAGAAUAUUGUAGAGAAAAAAAUAAACUGUAAAACUAUUUUCGAAGAUAAAUGUAUAAAUUAUAACAGUAUUGGUUACAGCUGUAUAUUAUUUUUAUUUUUAUUUUUUUUUUUUUUUUUUUCUGAGAUCCCCAAAAUGAUCUAAUCCUAAUUGUUCUUGGGGAGCUAUAAUUCAGUCAUUGUAAACAGAGAAAAUUUAAAGGUAAAGGUGAAAGUAAGAUUAGAAAAUAAAGGAAUAAAAUGA